Molecule: messenger RNA, 3108 nt
Organism: Magallana angulata
Lineage: Eukaryota; Metazoa; Mollusca; Bivalvia; Ostreida; Ostreidae
Product: toll-like receptor 4
Exons: 2
Coding region: 514-2802 (762 amino acids)
Biological process (GO): toll-like receptor signaling pathway; immune response
Cellular component (GO): membrane
Molecular function (GO): transmembrane signaling receptor activity; protein binding
Source: RefSeq, a predicted model, not a curated record
GAGUUAACUAUGUAUUGAGGCAAUGAAAAAUUAUUAAAUUAUUGACUGCAAUAAAGAUAUUCAUGUAUUACUAUCAUGAGAAUGAUCUAUAAGGUUUUAAAAAAUAGAAAGAAAGGUAUACAUUUAAUUUAAGGAUAUCUAUGGAUUUGUGUUAAAGUGUGGGUGUAGCCAAGCAUAGAAAGUUCAUGCGGAUUAUUGCAACAAGUAGAUGUGGAGGAUUGAAGAGACUCUUGUUUCAAGUAUCAGCUAGUUCAAGACUUUUUUCAGCAAAACAUGUGAAGUGAAAAAACACGGAAGGUAAUUCUACACUCCUUCAUAAUUUUUACUUGCUAAGUAUGGAAUGCAUGGAAUUAAGAGAAUAGAAGAAAGUUUAUUUACGCAUUUAUAAAUAAGAAGACAAAUAAGCAAGUGAAUGCAUUUAAAGUCAGUCCUGGAUAUCUAUCCCAACGAGAUAUACUAUCUGUCGAUUGUGCAGCUAUGCUUAUCAUCUAUUGCCACACUGUGUGCUGAGCUAUGGAUUUAGUCCACAUUCUUUGGAGAACCUAUAUUCUGACAUUAUUGUUGGAGUACACAAACUGUUGCACAGACCAACACCUUUGUCGCUGUACUGUGGUUCAAGGAACACUUUAUGCAGAUUGUUCCCAUCUCGGUCUCAGAAGCUCGCCCCUGUUUUGGUCGAACGUGACCAGUAUUAAUCUUAGCCAUAAUAUAUUAACACAAAUUCCUCGACCACAGUCUCUUCCUUCUAAUCUUACUUAUUUGGAUCUUUCCUACAAUGCAAUAAAGUGUAUCGAGAACAACACAUUCAAGGGGCUGUGGAAGCUUUCCGAUCUGCGAUUGAAUGGUAAUAAAAUUGGAAUGCCUGAUAAUCUAGAUAGAAAUGUUUUUGCAGACUUAAAAAAUAUAAAGCACCUGGAUUUGUCCGACAAUCCGGAACUCACCUUCCGGAUUAUGCCAAUCUUAACGUAUGGGUUGAGAAAAUCUACAAUUGAAAUUCUGCGGUUAAAUAAAAUACACUGUACAUUUGGAUCAAGUACAGAGCUAAGAAGAAAUGAUUUAAAGAAUCUAAAAUACACCAAUCUAACAGAAAUUCAUCUAUCGAGCAACCGACUUGAAAUGGUUGAACAAGGAGCAAUCAUUUCUUUGCCUCAAACCAUUCGAAAGGUGUCAGUAGGUGACAAUAAUCUCGUUUUUGGAUUGUAUCUUUUAGAGCUGUUUUUCCUGAAUAAGCUAGAAUGGAUAAAUGCCACUCUACAAGAUAUGUCCCAUAGCCCAGAGGAAGUUUUAAGAUCAUUUUUAUUCUUUUCCUGUAACAAUAGGAGAAGGAUUUAUCAAGAUAAUUCAACAAUUGAAACAAUGAAGACAUCCUUUUGCAAUCUGGAUACUUUUCAGAAAUCACUUUGGGUGAAGUUGGGUAUUUUUCAGGGAUUUUCCUCUACAAAAAUUAAUUAUACUUUUCCAGUUCCACCUAAAUUAAAAACAUUAUUUUUGAAUGAAAGUAAUCUUGGAUAUACUAUCCCAGCGAUAAGUUUUAUGAAAAAUAGUAUAGAAAAUAUUUAUAUGCAAGGUAACCUCUUACAGUCGUGGAUUGGACCAAUUAGAACUUUAGGGAAUCUCAAAAGAUUGAAUUUGUCGAACAAUGUUUGCUCCAAAGUGGAUAGAGACUUUUUUCAACACUUGAAUUCUCUUACUGAAUUGUACCUGAAUAAUAAUUUGCUCGGAUUUAAUCUCGCACUGGAUAAAGAAGGAAAAAUCUUCAGAAACUUGACAACUCUGAGACUUUUGGAACUAAAGGAAAACAGAAUAGCAAAUUUGCCUAAGGCUGUUUUUGUGAAUCUUUAUAAUCUGGAACAUUUAGACUUGAGUGAUAACAUACUGAUGGCCAUUGAAUUCAACAUUGAAAAUUUGAGAUCACUAACAUAUUUAGAUCUAUCAUCCAAUCGAAUUCAAUCCCUGUCUGGUUCCACAAUGGACAAGUUGGACCAACACGCAGUACAAACCAUUACCACUUUAAGCCUUAUGAACAAUCCAAUUUUGUGCCAAUGUAAAACUCUUAAUUUUUUAAAGUGGAUGGUUAUGGGAGGACAUUCGAGGAAUAUACGGUUUAAGAAUUUAAAAGAGUACACAUGUACGAAAGCGGGAACGGUCAUAAAAUUUGGUCAAAUUAAACAACAUAUCAAAGAACUGGAAAAGGAGUGUGCCUCUUACAAAACUCUGAUAUUUGUUGUGGCAUCCUGUAUCCUCCUCUUCCUCUUCAUUCUGACAACAGGAUUGGUUUACAGGUAUAGGUGGAGAUUGCGAUAUUUCUACUACAUGACAAAAAGUCGAUAUCAUGGAUAUAAGUCUGUGCGCAGCGAAGACGAGCAAACGGAUUUCAAAUAUGAUGCAUUUGUUUCCUACGCCGAAAAAGAUUUAAGGUUUGUUCAGCAAAUGAUAUCAAAGUUGGAGGGAGAUAAGGGUAUCCGUUUGUGUAUCCAUCACCGUGAUUUUGUCCCUGGGUACGACAUUGCUGAGAACAUCAUUACCGCCAUCAACAAAAGCAGGAAAACUAUUGUUAUCUUAUCACCAAAUUUCAUCCAAUCCGAUUGGUGUAUGUAUGAACUACAUAUUGCCAAAAUGGAAGAGAUUUACAAAAGGGACAAUGAGGACGUCUUAUUCUUGGUUUGUUAUGAGGAAAUUCCUGCGGAGAAUAUUCCGCUUUCCAUCAUGGACGUCAUUCAUCAAAAGUCGUACCUAGAGUUUCCUGAUGAUGAGUAUGGUAACACCGUGUUCUGGGAUAAACUUCAUGAGGCUCUUUUCUAGUUUUCUAUCAAAGACGCCUUCUGAACUUUUUCAGUGAAAAUAAAUCUAAUGAAGUUUGCAAUAUUUCCGCUCUACAGACAGUUUAAACCCACAAUAUUAUCAAUGCAUUGAUUUUAUAUUGUGUCUACUGUAAAUACUAAAUAAUAAAAAGUCGUAUUGAUUGAUUAGUAUGGCAAUUCUGUGUUCUAGGAUAAAUACGGGAGACUUGAUCUUCUGUUGCUUUUAUUUAAAAUCUAUUUAAAGUAUAUGUAAUAAUUGAGUAAUGUAAUGAAUUACAACUGCAAUAAAAAUUAUCUAUAAAUAAAA